AUGAACAUCAUACCCUCUGUUUGUGUUGUGUUGAUCUUGACAACGUUAAUUUUUCGAGAAGCAGAAUGUUUUUUCACCCGGAGGACCUGUAUAUACUCGCUGGGGUCGUGAGAACUGUCCUGAAACAGCAAAGUUAAUGUACUCAGGAUAUGUUGGAGGAUCUUUUUACCAUCAUACUGGGCCACUCUGUCUACCAAAGGACCCAGAGUGGGGCAGGUACUCAGAUCGAACAGUAGACAACGACAGAGGAUUUGUUUACGGAGCUGAGUAUGAACAUACUGGGGUCUUUCGCCUUAACCUCCACAACAAUGAUGUGCCGUGUGCUGUAUGCGAAACCCAUGGCCACGAGUCAGUUGUUAUGAUACCAGCAAGAAAGUCCUGUUACUCUGGGUGGAAAAAGGAGAAUUCUGGGUAUCUGAUGAGCGGGAAAUUUGAUCACAGAGCCGCCACCACCUACACUUGUCUUGAUGAAAAAUCACAGCCUUUACAUGGGGGAUCGGAGAACAAAGAUGGCUACCUGUUCUAUCCGGUAGAAUCUCGAUGUAAACACGGCAGCUUAAGGUGUCCUCCCUACCAUCAAGGGAGGGAACUUACCUGUGUUGUCUGUUCUAAGGACUGAGACAGUCGCUCAUUAUGAAAAUAAAAACAUACUGCAUACUUUGA
This is a messenger RNA of Saccostrea cuccullata (small rock oyster), 663 nucleotides long. RefSeq lists its product as uncharacterized. Bases 137 to 619 code for a protein of 160 amino acids. The record is from RefSeq and is a predicted model, not a curated record. The transcript is spliced from 3 exons. Lineage: Eukaryota; Metazoa; Mollusca; Bivalvia; Ostreida; Ostreidae.